GUCAACAGGAAGCGAGGCCAAAACCUUACAAGAGAAACCGUGUUUUUCAAUUCUCUGUCAAAUCAUUCGUAGCCCGUUCACCUCUGGUGGUACCUACAUCAACCAGAUGAAGAAACGCAAUUUAUAAAGGCUGGCGAGGUGAGCUGAGGAGAUCUCAUUAACAUCAUUGACGAUCUGCUUGUUUACUUUAACAGAACAGUCCUAGACUCGCACUAUGUUCGAUGAAUGUUUCCUUUGCAGAAACUUCCAAUCACAUGAUCGUAGUAAACAAGAGUUAAACAAAAUGGUUUACCACCAAAAUAGAACAUGCGUAUAUUGCUACCUCUCGAUCGAACAGUGCAAAGUCGCUCCGAGUAGUUAUAUUUAUAUAUAGAAUAUAAAAAUAUUGUUUCGUUCGUGUCGCUAAACUUCGCUUUCUACGUUGGUGACGUUAGGACGAGAUAUAGAAGAGUAGCAAAAUUUCUAUUAGAAAUUACUCAUGAUAAUUUGAAAAACAUUCAAUUUCGUGUUUCAUUCCUGGAAAACUCCCGAAUUUUAAGUAAAGCACAACAGACAAAGAAAUCAGCCACUGUCAAGGCAUCAGUUUAAAUAGAUUUGAAUAACAUAUCACAACAAGAGCGAAUUGUGGUUUCUUAACCGAACGUAUUCGGCGGAUUUUCUGGGAAAACUGGUCGUGUCUUUUCGCAAUCCAAGAAGCCUAUACAAAGAGUUUUCGAAAUCUAUUUAUGAGUUAGACACAAUCAUAGGUUUUUAAAAUGUUUUCGAAAUUGGGGUCAUCAAAAUGGUUUACUCGCGUUGUAAAGGUAAAAUUCGACGGUCUCACCUCGUUUAGAUGGGUAGAAAGCUUCUGAAAAGCUACGGUGAGAUCCUAGAAAGACAGCUGCUUUCCAAAAGUACAGAUAAGCGCAGGCUAUUUUAUUUUACCGAUUUUCUUGCCAAGGAACCAUUGGCUCAAUUUAGUUACGACCCAUAGCACUUGCGGAGGUCUUUACAUUGCUAACUUACGUGAAACGAGAAAAGUUUGCAUUUUUCAAGUAGAAUAAUACAACUGCAAUCGAAACUAAAAUCUCUGAAUGGCCAGAGUUUUUUUUUGUGAUAUAUUCGCUUAUGGGGUUAGUGUUUUCGUUUAAUGCAUUUUAGGAUCUUAUUUUUACAAGUUUGUUUUUCCUGCUUAAGGUUGUUUAUACUUCAGCUGGCUACUUUUCCAUAGAGGUAAUUAUAUCGCCCUGAGGUCAAAGUAGAUUCGUUUUGUUUCUGAGAAAACGAAACAAUAAUAUCCUGUGUGUAACAAAAUUCCGAAUGCAACUUUUUUCGGUCAGCCAAAACGAGUGUUCACUGUUCUCGUUUAACAUCUAAUCGUAAACAAUCGUAGUGACUCGUAGAGUCACUUCCAAUUUUUUUUAAUUCGAAUGGUGGUAGUCAAUGCAACGAUGCUGAACAAAAACUGAGUGAAGCAGUUUUUAAAUUCAAAUUUAUGUACUGAAGGUGAAAAUUGAUUGAAAGACCUCGAGUAAAUUGCUUAUGGUCUUACUUUGUCAGAUUGCUGCGAAAGCUUCCGAAAAGCCACAGACUUUAUUUGUUACUUUCGUACUUACAUUAUUAUUCACUUUACUUCCAUCUCUACAGUGGCGUUGAAGCUGUAAGAACGACAUUACAGAACGAACAUUUUGCGCCAAUUUACCCUUGGUUGGGAUAUGAGCUGUAGACUUGUUAACAAACUGUGUAUGUGCGAUCUUUCUUAAUUAGUGAAUUGUAACUGCACUGGGUCGGAAGCUGCUGAUGCGUUCUUGGAAACGGAUGAACGAGUUCAUAAACUUUUAAAACUUGUAACAGACGCUUAGUAUAGUGUUAAUUAAUUUUUGACUUGUAAUUCUGCGUAUGUUUCCGCGAUUGCUUUCUUAAAACAUGUUACGAGAAAGUUCGCUAAAGUGUUUCACAAGCGAGUGUCAUCUUCAGUUUUAUGUCCGCUUGUGGACCAUGUGAAGUGGUGAUUAAAUUUCAUACUCUGCUAAAAGAUCAGCAAGCUCACGUAAUCAUAUGUUAUAUUGCGUAGAUUGAAUCAUAAAAUGAUUGACUAGCGUACUAAUUGUUCACGAUCCACUGCCCAUUGAUAGCCCUUUGACUUGACUAAAUAUAAAGACAAUUGGUAAAUCAUAUUAUGGCGUCCGAUCCAAAUAAGAAUCAGCGAGCUAGUGUUCUUAAACUGUAUAGUAUUAUACAAGGGGUUCUCUUUCAGUCUCAAACAAGAGAAUCUUAGAGCUUUUCGCUCGGUUUCUCGUGUUUGCAGGUUCUAUCCUGUCAACUGAUCCAAAUGUAAACAAACUCAGGAGUGUUGGACGACAUGGGGUGAAGGAACGGUAUGUACAUAAGGAUAAUAUUGUUGCCCAGACAACUAUAUCCAUUUCACUUCCAUAACCAACGGGCUCGCUACCAACGUCACGUAACAACUGAGUAGUGGGAUUCUAAUCGUGGACGGGCUCGGACGAAAAAACUUACCCUUGUCUUUGUUCGCCAAAUACGAGUUUAGUCAACUCUACCCUUUCAGUAAACACGUAUUGUUUUCCUAGCGGCUUGAACAGAAAAGUAUUUCUCCUUCAGGCCUUUGCUUUCUUUUGCUUAACGGGGGGGGGGGGGGGGGGACUAAAAAAGUCACGCGAAAUGUAAUGUUAGACAUGUAAGUCACGUGGAUUUGUGGACCUGUCGUUUAAGGACCUGUCAAUGUUUAUCACGGGAAAGGGGGGGGGGGGGUUGUUUGGUUGAUUUACAUUCAACUUUUUUUAAGUCCUCCUUUAUACACUGUUUUUAACGACUAAUUCCCCAACGACUAGUCCCUUAAUACAUAUAAAAGAAAAAACCAUAGAGGACUCUUUCAAGAAUCGGUUUACUUCAUGUUUUCAUUUUUGUCCAACUGUUUUAAAUGAGAAUGAAUAUUAUAUUAUGGUGGAGCAAAGUAAUCUGUAAAUAAUCUUUACAACCAUCGAUAUCAUUAUCACUGUCAUUUCAGGUAAAGGAACUUAGUCUAGAUGAACCAGCUGUUUUCACUAUCCUAGGGCAUGGAAAAUGGAUCCUCCAGAUAGAACUGAAUCCCUUAGAUUAACGGUUUACUAUCUGGAACAAGGGAACUUAGUUCAAGUGAAAGAAUCAUUACAAAAAUCUUACCAGUAUCUCCAAGACUUGUUACCAAGUGAGUUAUCCAAACCCACUUUACAGGAGAUAGAGAUAGUUAACAAAGCAGAGAAAAUAUCGAUAGAGAAUGUGGCGUGGAGUCUUCGAACUGGAGCAAUUUUAUUGCCACAAACUUCUCCCAAGAACAACUUCUUUGUCCGCUUUGCCAAUGUAGUUGGUGCUGCUGCUUUAAUCACGGUUUGUGUUGAUAUAGCUGAGAAAGUAUUUGAGCAGUUAAAAGUGUACAUUGAGAAUGUUGUAGACGAAGAAUCAGUUAUCAGUAGCCUUGGAGUUACCCUUAACAACUUAGGUUGUGUAUAUAUUACCAGAGGAAGUUUUCAGAACGCAAAAGUUAGUCUUCAAAGAGCUCUUGCGAUAUUUGAGGUAGUCAAAACAGGAAAAGAGUGUGUCACUGUCGAGGAGAAAAUAUCAACAAUAGCAAACAACUUACGGCUAGUGCACCAGGCUCAAAGAAGUUAUGUAGCUGACAUGCAAUUACAAAACGAUCUCCUUUCUAAUGUAAGCCGCUUUGCCAUGCAACCAAGAAUCACUGCAGUUGCUGAUUACAAUGAAGCCCUUACCUCUUUGGAUAACAGGAAUCUUAGAAAAGCUUAG
Messenger RNA from Pocillopora meandrina, 3780 nucleotides. NCBI's taxonomy places the organism in Eukaryota, Metazoa, Cnidaria, Anthozoa, Scleractinia, Pocilloporidae. The record is from the annotation of a GenBank genome assembly.